Molecule: messenger RNA, 2034 nt
Organism: Orussus abietinus
Lineage: Eukaryota; Metazoa; Arthropoda; Insecta; Hymenoptera; Orussidae
Gene: Alas
Product: 5-aminolevulinate synthase, erythroid-specific, mitochondrial
Biological process (GO): hemoglobin biosynthetic process; heme biosynthetic process; erythrocyte development
Cellular component (GO): mitochondrion; mitochondrial matrix
Molecular function (GO): pyridoxal phosphate binding; 5-aminolevulinate synthase activity
Source: RefSeq, a predicted model, not a curated record
UGGUUUCCUUUGGCGUCAGUCCGCGCUCCUUCGAUCCACCGUAGAAGCGUUACUAGAAUGUAACCAGUCUCGGUAAAACCUCGUAGCGAGCCAAAGGGAUCGUAGAUACUUUUUCUAAAAAGUGUACUUGGAUAUUUUUUCAAAGUAGUAACAAAGGAUAUGGCAUCCGUGUGGUUACCCUCCUAUCCUCCACUGAUUCGUCCGAUUCGUCGAACCGUUCGUUACGUCAGCGGCUGUCAUCCGUCGACCGUCCGUAAAGAUAAUUUAGUCAACAUGACAUGCCCAUUCUUGACCCGCCUAUCUCCGAAUUAUGUACGUAAUUAUGGAACGUCGUUAAUCUCGAACUAUCGUAAACACUGCCCGAUAAUGUCCCGACUCUUUGGUACGACCGAAUCCCUCGAACCCCAAGUGCAGCUACCUAUGGAAAACCGGAGUCCGUUUCUGUCCAACGAACAGCCUGCCAUUAAGGAGGUAAGCCCCUUGGUAGAGGAGGACGUUACGAACCUGAACGCAACUCCAAAAGAAAAAGAAGAAUCUAAAGAAGAUGCCACUUUUCCAUAUAAAGAGUUCUUUCACGAGCAAAUCGUCAAAAAGAAGAAAGAUCACUGUUAUAGAGUCUUCAAAAAGGUGAAUCGUCUGAGGGAAAAAUUCCCUGCAGCUUUGGAAUAUUCGUAUGGCGAAACACCUAUUACCAUUUGGUGUUCGAACGAUUAUUUGGGAAUGUCCCGUCAUCCAGCUGUGACGGACUCGGUUCGCAAGGCUUUGGAUAAGUUUGGAGCAGGUGCUGGAGGAACCAGAAACAUAUCGGGCAACUCUAUGGGCCAUGAGAUGUUAGAGAAGAGACUGUCUACUUUGCAUCGUAAAGAGGCUGGAUUACUAUUUACUUCGUGUUUCGUUGCCAACGAUUCGACUUUGUUCACUCUGGCUAAGCAAUUGCCAGGUUGUUGCAUUUUUUCUGAUGCAGGUAAUCACGCAUCCAUGAUUCAAGGCAUACAAAACAGUGGUGCUAAGAAAUUUAUCUUUAGGCACAAUGACGCUCAACAUCUGGAGGAGCUUCUGUCAAAGGUGAAUAAAGAGGUUCCCAAGAUUGUGGCAUUUGAAACGGUGCAUUCCAUGACAGGUGACAUUUGUCCCCUAGAGGAGCUUUGUGACGUAGCUCAUAAAUAUGGUGCAUUAACCUUUGUCGACGAGGUGCACGCAGUCGGUCUAUAUGGUUAUACCGGUGCCGGCAUCGGUGAGAGGGAUCGGGUUUUACAUAAAAUGGAUAUUAUCUCUGGAACCCUUGGCAAAGCAUUUGGUAACAUAGGAGGAUACGUGGUUGGUUCGGCAGAGCUAAUAGACACGAUCAGAAGUUAUGCGGCAGGGUUUAUCUUUACUACAUCGUUACCACCUACGGUCCUCUAUGGCGCCCUGGCGGCGAUUGAAAUUUUAUCUUCGGAUGAAGGAAGGUCUUUGCGAGCGGAACACCAAAAAAACGUCGCAUACAUGAAAUCCAUCCUCGUAGCUGCUGGCCUUCCGGUAGAGCCUUCUCCAUCGCAUAUCAUUCCGAUAAGAAUUGGAGAUCCCUUGCUGGGUAGCCAAUUGGCAGAAGCACUGCUACGGGAAAAGGGGCAUUAUAUUCAAGCAAUUAACUACCCUACCGUGCCAAAGGGCCAGGAAAAACUUAGAUUAGCCCCUACCCCUAUGCAUAGUCAAAUGAUGAUGGAUAAAUUUGCACAAGAUGCUUUGGAUAUUUUUCUUCGGCUGAAUGCACGCAAAAUAGAACCCAAGCUGAAUGAAUUGACCCACGCGAUUUUAGUUCAUUGAAAAAUUUAUAUAUUGUGACAAAUAGAUAUAUAUUGUAUAAAUGAAACGAACCUUCAUGUAAAAUUCUAUUUGUCAGGAAUCAAGUUCUGUUAGGGUAUAUUAUAUAGAAGGAAGCUAUUUGGUUAGAAUUACUUAGGGUUAAUUUUCAUUUCAGUUACACCUAUAUAGACUUUGUACAUACAAAUUGUCCUAUUUCAUCUCUAAUACAUCUGAGAAUGUAUCUUGGAA